Molecule: messenger RNA, 336 nt
Organism: Meloidogyne enterolobii
Lineage: Eukaryota; Metazoa; Nematoda; Chromadorea; Rhabditida; Meloidogynidae
Source: the annotation of a GenBank genome assembly
AUGGCCAAACAAAAUUUUGAAUUUGGACAAAUUUUGUCUAAAACAACACUAAAAACACCCAACAAAUCUUCAAAAAAUUCUUCAAAAAAUCCCCGAAAAAAUAAAAAACCAAAAAUUUUAAUGAAAAGUAAAGGGUUAUUAUUAAAUAAUAAUCAACAUUUUAAGACGACUUUUAAAAAUGUUUUUGGAUUUAAAACGUCAAUAAAAGGUCUCAAAUUUACCCCAACAGAUAUCAAAAAAUAUACAGGUAAAUUAACUAAAUCUCGACGACAAACGUUUAAAUGGGCGCCGAAUGGACCUAUUAGUGAUUAUUUAAUGCAAGGUCCGAGAAUUUGA